This is a messenger RNA of Megachile rotundata (alfalfa leafcutting bee), 771 nucleotides long. RefSeq names its product RNA-directed DNA polymerase from mobile element jockey-like. The record is from RefSeq and is a predicted model, not a curated record. NCBI's taxonomy places the organism in Eukaryota, Metazoa, Arthropoda, Insecta, Hymenoptera, Megachilidae.
AUGAGGCCUUCGGGCCCGAUACUCCAAUCUAACCUGAACCGCUCGGCCAGGGCGCAGGACCUGUUUGGUCAAGCCCUGGCUGAGCGGGAAGUAGGUUUGGGAGUGGUGGCGGAGCCCUAUAGGGUCCCGGUCCAUCCAAGUUGGAUUGGUGACUCUUUGGGCUCCGUCGCUAUAGUUUGGACGGGCCGCCCGGCGUCUCCGCCUUGCUCCCUCAUUGAGAGCGGGCGGGGCUUUGUGGCGGCGGAUUGGGGAGGCACCGUGGUGGUGGGUGUUUACGCCCCUCCGAGCUGGCCCCUCGCAUCCUUUGAGGUUCUCCUGGACGAGGUCAGGCGUUGCGUUCUCCGCUGCCUGCCUUGUCCAGUCAUCGUCCUGGGGGACUUCAACUCCAAGGCUACGGCCUGGGGUUCCCCCAGGACGGAUCCGAGGGGCGAGACCUUGCUCGAUUGGGCGGCGGGACUGGAGCUCCGUUUGUUAAAUACGGGCUCCGUCCAUACGUGCGUGCGGCAGCAUGGAGGGUCGAUUGUCGACCUCUCCUUUGCGACACCUGCUGCUGCGCGCCGUAUUUCGGGGUGGAGGGUGGUGGCGGAGGUGGAGACCUUAUCCGACCAUCGGUAUAUUACGAUGGUCCUCUCCGCCACUCCUCCGGACGCGACGCCCCGAGGCCGCCCGCAGGAGGGGAUUACGCCGCCACCGCGGUGGUCUCUCAAGAAAUUGAACAAGGACGCCCUGAUGGCAGCUGCCCACGUCGUGGCCUGGCACUCUGCUUAUUAG